CGCCGAGGCGGGCGCAGAGCGGCGGGGACGGGGACGGGGACGGAGCCGGCGGGGGAAGCGGCGGCGGCGGCGGCAGCACCUCGGGCUCGCGCUGUGCCCCCGCCAACCGGCACCUCGCGCGGCCGAGCCCGCCCAUGGGGCUGUAGCGGCGCCCGCUGAGGAGGGGACGGGGAGCGGGAGCCGGCUUUCUCAUGUUUCAGAUAAACUCAGAAAAACAACUUUGAUCUUGGCCUCAUUUUUACAAAAUACAUGUUAUAAAAGAGAUCGUGAUAUGGUUCUUGAACAUACGCUUCAUAGGACUGAAGGAAGAUAACUGUUGAGAAUAAUGAAUAGCAUGCCUUAGUGUCUCCUGCUUCAGCUUCAACCUGUAGUAGCUGGCAGCGUUAAAAGCAGCAGAAGUAUCUGGAUGAAAGACGGUUUCUGGUGGAGUUCCUUGUCUAAGAGCUGGCACUGAAGCAAGAGAAGAUCCAAAAAAAAAAGUGUGAAGAAACCGAUUCGAAGCCUUGAGUGAUAGCAGUGCGACAAAUACACACUUAGUGUUUUGCACUUAAGGAAAAGGGCAGUUCAGCUACAAAUUAAGGUUUGGAGGAGACAGAGCUUCAAAGGGAUCUUUUGUAUUAUUGUGUGUCAGACCAGUGGAUUGAGCUGACAGUAUAAGCAGCCAUGCAGCAGGUACUGGAUAACCUUACUGAUCUGCCGACAUCAACAGGCGCUGAAGAAAUAGACCUGAUUUUUCUCAAAGGAAUUAUGGAAAACCCUAUUGUAAGAUCACUUGCUAAGGCUCAUGAGCGACUAGAAGAUUCUAAACUUGAGGCUGUCAGUGACAACAACCUGGAGCUGGUGAAUGAAAUUCUUGAAGACAUCAGUCCCUUAAUAAAUAAAGAUGAGAAUAUUGCAGAAUUGGUUGGAAUACUGAAGGAGCCUCAUUUUCAGUCACUCUUGGAAGCACAUGAUAUUGUGGCUUCAAAAUGUUACGAUUCCCCUCCUUCUAGCCCAGAAGUCAAUAAUUCUUCAGUGAACAACCAAAUUGUUCCAGUAGAUGCUAUUCGUAUUCUUGGAAUUCACAAAAGAGCAGGAGAACCACUGGGUGUUACGUUUAGAGUUGAGAACAAUGAUCUGGUAAUAGCACGAAUUCUCCAUGGCGGAAUGAUAGAUCGACAAGGUCUUCUGCAUGUAGGUGACAUUAUUAAAGAGGUGAAUGGCCAUGAAGUUGGAAACAAUCCAAAAGAACUGCAGGAACUGCUGAAAAAUAUUAGUGGCAGUGUCACUCUGAAGAUUCUCCCCAGCUACAAAGACACUGUUAUUCCUCAACAGGUUUUUGUGAAGUGUCAUUUUGAUUAUAAUCCAUAUAAUGACAACCUCAUCCCAUGCAAAGAAGCAGGUUUGAAAUUUUCUAAAGGAGAAAUUCUUCAGAUCGUAAACCGUGAAGAUCCAAAUUGGUGGCAGGCUAGUCAUGUCAAAGAAGGAGGAAGUGCGGGGCUUAUUCCUAGCCAGUUCCUGGAAGAGAAGAGAAAAGCUUUUGUUAGGAGGGACUGGGACAACUCAGGGCCUUUCUGUGGAACAAUAAGCAGCAAAAAAAAGAAAAAGAUGAUGUACCUCACUACAAGAAAUGCAGAAUUUGAUCGUCAUGAAAUCCAGAUCUAUGAGGAAGUAGCCAAAAUGCCUCCUUUUCAGAGGAAAACACUGGUCUUAAUUGGCGCCCAAGGAGUGGGGCGAAGAAGCUUGAAGAACAGGUUUAUAGUACUGAAUCCUACUAGGUUUGGAACUACGGUGCCAUUUACUUCACGAAAGCCAAGGGAUGAUGAAAAGGAUGGGCAAGCAUACAGAUUUGUGUCACGAGCUGAAAUGGAGAUGGAUAUUAAAGCUGGCAGAUACCUAGAGCAUGGAGAAUAUGAAGGAAAUCUUUAUGGCACUAAAAUUGAUUCUAUCCUUGAAGUUGUUCAGACAGGAAGGACCUGCAUCUUGGAUGUGAAUCCACAGGCCCUGAAAAUACUGAGGACUUCAGAAUUCAUGCCCUAUGUAGUGUUUAUUGCUGCUCCGGAGCUGGAGACUUUGCGUGCUAUGCAUAAGGCUGUGGUAGAUGCUGGAAUUACAACCAAACUUCUCACUGACACUGAUUUGAAAAAAACAGUGGAUGAAAGUGCCCGGAUCCAGCGAGCGUACAACCACUAUUUUGAUCUGACCAUUGUAAAUGACAACCUAGACAAAGCCUUUGAGAAGCUACAGACUGCUAUAGAGAAACUGAGGCUGGAACCACAGUGGGUCCCAAUUAGCUGGGUAUAUUGAGCUUGCUGAAGAUGAGCAUAAGUAACAAAUAAAAUCAACUGCAGCAAAUAAACUAAUGUGACAAGAUGUUGUGUAGAUACCAACGAUAACCUGCGGCACCUGUGCGUUUUUACUCUGUGUAUAUUCAAAAGUACACUAUUCUGACUUUUUAUAAAAAAAAAAAAUGUUGAAGGGAAAGUGUACUUAAAUAUGUAAUUUAUUUUAAUUUUUCUAACUUUUUACAGAUAACCUUUCUAUUCAUAUCACAUGAAGGAAAUGCGUUUAAGCAUUUUAUAUGUUUUGAUUUAGUACCUUUGCCUUUUUCAUCUAAGAAACUUUCAGUCAUUCACUUUAACAUUUACAUCUUGGUCUUACAUUUUCACUGUGAUUAAAGAGAGGAUACUUGAAACAAUUUUUGUAAAACUUGUUAAUGUCAGUGUUUAACUGGUCAAAAGUCUGUAGCUUUUAUUAGGAAAGAACACUAAUUUCUUUUCUUUUUUUUUUUUUCCUUA
Molecule: messenger RNA, 2777 nt
Organism: Cygnus olor (mute swan)
Lineage: Eukaryota; Metazoa; Chordata; Aves; Anseriformes; Anatidae
Gene: PALS2
Product: protein associated with LIN7 2, MAGUK family member
Exons: 15
Coding region: 664-2286 (540 amino acids)
Cellular component (GO): cell-cell junction; plasma membrane
Molecular function (GO): protein binding
Source: RefSeq, a predicted model, not a curated record